Molecule: messenger RNA, 1135 nt
Organism: Helianthus annuus (common sunflower)
Lineage: Eukaryota; Viridiplantae; Streptophyta; Magnoliopsida; Asterales; Asteraceae
Product: transcription factor MYB41
Exons: 3
Coding region: 188-1135 (315 amino acids)
Source: RefSeq, a predicted model, not a curated record
CCCGAAAACAAUAUAUACAUGGAUAUAGUUAUCUCCCUCUUGGACCUACCACUUCCAAUUUUUCUUGCAACUAACCACCUUAAUUAGUCAUAAUCUUUUUAAAGUUAAACUGUCUAUCUCUGGGCUUUACAUUCAAUCAUAUUCGUUAGGAUCACCGAGAAAAUCAUUAGGAAAAAGUCUAUAAGAAAUGAGAAAAAUAGCGAUGGAAAACGGGCUCAAGAAAGGGAUCUGGAGUGAGGAAGAAGAUCUCAAACUCAUCCAGUACGUUCAAACACAUGGACCUGGCCACUGGCGUACCCUUCCCAAGAAAGCCGGGCUUCAAAGAUGCGGAAAGAGUUGUCGGCUUCGGUGGACAAACUACUUGAGGCCUGGUAUAAAGAGAGGAAGAUUUUCAUUUGAAGAAGAAGAGACUAUCAUUCAACUUCAUAGCGUUAUGGGGAAUAAGUGGUCAGCAAUUGCCGCUCGUUUACCUGGAAGAACUGACAACGAAAUUAAGAACUACUGGAAUACCCACAUCCGGAAAAGGCUACUCCAAAAUGGAAUUGAUCCAGUGACACAUACUCCUCAAGUCAACUUCUUGGAGCUUUCGUCCAUACUGAAUUCGGCUCGAUUCAAUCCCUCAAACUUCCCUAACCUCCAAACUCUAGUAAAUCCUCAAGUUCUAAAGCUUGUAACUAUCUUGGCAUCAUUAUCAAAAAAUGAGAACCGAGAGUUGUUUCUCAAUAACUACUUAAACACUAUGAAUCCGUAUCAAAACUCGAAUUUCACUUGUGUCCCUUCUAAUCUUCCAAGCACCCUUUUGAACCCAAGACAUGAUCUCAUGCAUGCAAAUGAUGCUCAAAACAUUCCAGAGAACUCGGUAAACAUGAACUAUGAUACCAGUGAAGAUAUUUUUAUGCGUGCAUGCUUAACGGAUGAUUGUUUUACCAUUCCAAGUUAUAGCAAUCAAUCUACUGCUCAAACGUCUGAAAACUCCAGUUGCCAACAGUUCAACUAUGAGUCGGUCUUAUCAUCAUCCAUGUCAAGCACUACACCAUUAAUGUCGUCAUCAAGGUUCAUCAAUGAUAUCACCGCUGAGCACGACAUGUUUUACUUAGACAUUCAAAAGAGUAUUGAGUUUAAUGAUUCCAUAUAG